Molecule: messenger RNA, 1673 nt
Organism: Uranotaenia lowii
Lineage: Eukaryota; Metazoa; Arthropoda; Insecta; Diptera; Culicidae
Product: UDP-glucosyltransferase 2-like
Exons: 4
Coding region: 16-1578 (520 amino acids)
Molecular function (GO): UDP-glycosyltransferase activity
Source: RefSeq, a predicted model, not a curated record
AUUCUGAUUUAGAGGAUGCAUUCUCCAAUAUUAAAUUUGUUUAGUUUAAGUGUUUUAUGUGAGGCGGCAAACAUUCUUUACAUCAAUGGAGUUUGGUCUCCUAGCCACUUCAUUUGGAAUCGAUCGCUAAUGUACGGGCUCGCAGCCAGAGGUCAUAACGUGACUGCAAUGAGUGUGGAUGUGGAAGCUGCUCCGCCACCAAAUGUCACAUUUAUUCACAUUGAAGGGGUAUAUGAAGAGAUUCACAAAGAUAGAGGCGACAGUGAAGCGUUCGAGUUUUUCACUGUGGGUGAUAAAAAUGCUUUUGAGAUGCUUAAAUUUUUCAACGAUGGUUCCUUGAAAGGUUGUACUCUGGCUAUGAAAUCUCGGGGACUUCGCCAGCUGUUGGCCUAUCCGAGUGACUUUCAGUUUGAUUUGAUUAUCAACGAUUAUGUUGUGGGUCCAUGUCUCUCUGCUAUAGCUCAACAUAAAUUCGGAAGGCCACCGUACAUUCCGGUCACGGCCUUCAAUGGCAUAACGGCAACCGUAUCACAAGCCGGUUCCUACUCGUACCCAGCCAUAAUUCCCAACCAUGAGUACGAUACCCCAGAAAAGAUGAACUACGCGCAACGGUUUAUGAACUUUCUGUACAGCCACUGGGAAGAGCUGUUGAAUCAGUACAAUAUGGUACCGGAAAUGGACAAACUCGUGCGUCAACUAAUUCCGGAUAUUCCAUACCUCGAUGAUUUCGACAAAGAUACAAGGCUGGUGCUGCUGAAUUCUCACCCUGCAAUCCAGUAUUCGGAACCCACUAUGCCGAGUGUGAUUUCAGUCGGUGGAUUGCAAAUUCAACAGCCCAAAGAGCUGCCCGACGAUCUCAAACAGGUGGUUGAGAAGGCUAAAAAUGGUGUCAUUUUGUUUUCGUUAGGUACUAACGUAAGAAGUGAUUCUCUUGGAGACGAACGGAUCAUCGCGAUCGUCAAUGCCAUGGCCAAAUUCCCCCAAUAUCAGUUUCUGUGGAAAUUUGAAACCGAUGUUCUUCCAGUGGAGGUUCCUAAGAAUGUCUACAUUCGAAGUUGGAUGCCACAGAACGACAUCUUGGCUCAUCCCAAUGUGAAAUUGUUCAUAACUCACAGUGGAUUGCUGAGCACUCAGGAAGCAGUUUGGUAUGGAGUUCCGAUGAUUGGAUUUCCGGUGUUUGCCGAUCAAUAUCGCAAUACAAAUUACAUAACCGAACGCGGUGCCGGUAGGAGGUUAUCACUGAAAAACAUCAAAUCGGACGACCUCGCUGAUGCCAUUCGGGACGUUAUGACAGAUCAAAGUUACCGAAAAAACAUGGCCGAAAUUAGUAAAGUAUUCAGGGACCAGCCGGAGCAUCCCCUAGAUCGUGCCAUCUGGUGGACCGAGUGGGUCCUGCGAAAUCCCGAUAGUCGAAUCCUCCAAUCCAAUGCGCUUUAUAUCAGCUGGAUGACGAAGUACAGCUUCGACGUUAUUGUUCCAUUAGUUGUAAUAGGGUUGUUGGCGCUAAAAGUUGUAGUUCUAGGGUUGAAAUUUAUACUGUGCAAAAAACAAACGGCACGUAAAACGAAAAAUGAAUGAACUCAAUAGUGGUAUGACAGAAACACCAAAAAUCCGAAUUAUUUUCACGAAUCAUAUCAAAAAAUUCCAAAUAAUAUCAAAAAAUAAAUAACAAA